CAUCAUACCUUGCUUACAUAUUCAUGCAUCAUAUCAUUUCACAUGCUCAUCCAUCAUUGAUAUAACAUGCUUAUUCAUCAUGCAUCAUGCUUACAUGCUUGCUUGCUUGCGUGUGGAUAUAUUCACCUUUUACACUUUGCUAUGGAGUACUCAGAGUACCUGAUGAGUUCCUUCCUGCUAUGUUAUUGGAGUGUCAUUCCCCUUGCACACACUCACUCUCAUCUUGCAUCAGCUCCGUGUCGAAGGUGAACUCGACCUCUAGUCUGGAAUCUUUAUGAAUUUGGCUUGGAAGAGCAAUUCUUCCCGCUUUGAGGAGUAAGAUUGGUUCCUGUUAGGUUGUUUCCAUUGGUUAAUACGACACUUGAUGAUGUAAUAUCAUUCUGUGUAUUAGCUUUUGGAAAUAUCUCCCAUUGAUUCUAGAAGGAUAAAUGGUUGAGAAGGCUUAAUGCCUUUAGGAAAACAUGUAUUGGCCUUAAAGAGAUACCAACCCUAAGACAUGUUUCCCUUAGCAUCCCACUCGUGAGGCUAGGCGUCCUGUGUUUAAGA
This is a messenger RNA of Rubroshorea leprosula, 546 nucleotides long. The record is from the annotation of a GenBank genome assembly. Lineage: Eukaryota; Viridiplantae; Streptophyta; Magnoliopsida; Malvales; Dipterocarpaceae.